Molecule: messenger RNA, 1747 nt
Organism: Coccinella septempunctata (seven-spotted ladybird)
Lineage: Eukaryota; Metazoa; Arthropoda; Insecta; Coleoptera; Coccinellidae
Gene: Cox10
Product: protoheme IX farnesyltransferase, mitochondrial
Exons: 6
Coding region: 207-1340 (377 amino acids)
Biological process (GO): heme biosynthetic process
Cellular component (GO): mitochondrial membrane; mitochondrion
Molecular function (GO): protoheme IX farnesyltransferase activity
Source: RefSeq, a predicted model, not a curated record
CGUAGCGCCCUCGUAGCCAAAGUUGUGCAUCUUUAAAAUGACGUAACCUAAGAAACAUUUAAAUCCUUUUUUCACGUGAGGAACAAUUUUUCCACAAGUUUAGGUUUAAUAAAUUCAUAUUUUUAAGAUGACAUGAAUAUUCUCACACAUAAUUAGAAUUUAUGCAACUAGCUUUAUCGACUGUUUAUGUACCUACUUAGAUUACAAUGUCCAAACUAUUAUUAAGUCGCUUCAAUUCCUCUCAUUUAAGACAAACUGUCUUCAAUUCCAUACAUAAGAAAUAUGACAAAGUUCGAAUUCAAAAACCAUAUUUAGUAGACAACAGUAAGCAAAAAUCUGCUGUUGCAGCAGUAGAUGUACCAGUUGAUUGUGAUGAUGGACUUUCCAAAAAAUAUUCUAAGCAAUUAUGGAAACCCACACCAUCAACCGAAGAAACAAGCUUGUUUCAACAGUACCUGAAAUUAUCCAAAAUAAAACUCACAACUCUGGUAGUAGUUACCUCAAUGGCAGGAUAUGCAGUUGCCCCUGCUCCUUUCGACUGGAGUACUUUUGGAUUAUGUAUAGCAGGAACAGGGCUAUUGUCAUCUGCUGCGAAUGCAGUUAAUCAAUUUCAUGAAACUCCUUUUGAUGCACAAAUGUCCAGAACUAAAAAUAGGGUUAUAGUUUCUGGAAAAAUAACGCCCUUGCAUGCAAUGGGAUUUGCCACCGUUGCAAGUAUAGGUGGAAUCAGUAUUCUAUAUUUCGGCGUGAAUGGUCUAACUGCUGCUUUAGGAUUUUCUAAUUUACUUUUAUACACUGCCGUUUAUACUCCCAUGAAGAGAAUUAGUAUUGUGAACACAUGGGUAGGGUCUGUUGUUGGGUCUAUACCCCCACUAAUGGGCUGGGCUGCCUGUGCUGGGACUCUGGGUCCAGGGGCUUGGCUAAUGGCAGCAUUGCUUUAUUCUUGGCAAUUUCCUCACUUCAAUGCUCUUUCUUGGAAUCUUAGACCAGAUUAUUCUAGAGCUGGCUACAGAAUGAUGGCUGUUACAGAUCCAGGUCUAUGUAAAAGAGUUACUUUGAGGCAUACAUUAGCAAUUCAAGGAUUGUGUGUCCUUGCUCCAAUACUAGACACAACAAAUUGGUGGUUCCUUCUAGAAUCAACACCACUUAAUGCCUAUUUUAUUUAUUUAGCAUAUAAAUUCUACAAGGAUUCUUCAAGUUCUACUUCAAGGAAUUUGUUCAAGUACUCUCUUCUACAUCUACCGCUCGUUAUGUUUCUAUUCUUAAUAAACAAAAAAAAGUGGUUUGUUUUCGAGGACACUGAAACUGAAGAAAUAACAGGUAAUUCAACUGAAAAAUAGAUGAUCCUAUUUAAUUUUAUCCAAUGUCACUUUGGAGAAGAUUCAAGAAUUGGGAUGGUUUUCAAUCAAAUUUUGUUGUCAUCAUUUAUUUUUAAUUUCAAAUUGAUUCUUAUACACUCUAAAUACAGAUAAAAACAUUGUGAAAUUUGAAUAUAACUUGAAAUGUGAUACCUCUUACUUCAAACAAGGUUUAGUUUUUUUUUGCUCAUAUUGUAAUAUUAAGAUAAUUCUUUAUUUAUAUAAUAAUAUUUAUUGAAAUGUGUAUUCACAUUUGAAGUUAUUUUGAAUAAAAUUUAAUUCUGCAUAAAUAAGAGACUACUUUGUUGCAAAAAAAUUUGAUUUUUGUGAUGAGUGUCAUGUAAUGAAUAAAGACUGCUGGAAAAAAUAAAAGAAAUAUCAAGUAUUAA